This is a messenger RNA of Apis cerana (Asiatic honeybee), 10368 nucleotides long. Its product is annotated as blood vessel epicardial substance-like. The record is from RefSeq and is a predicted model, not a curated record. Gene Ontology annotation, cellular component: sarcolemma. Gene Ontology annotation, molecular function: cAMP binding. Gene Ontology annotation, biological process: regulation of membrane potential; striated muscle cell differentiation; heart development. NCBI's taxonomy places the organism in Eukaryota, Metazoa, Arthropoda, Insecta, Hymenoptera, Apidae.
AAAUAAGUUGAAAGAUCGAAAGGAUAAAAUGUACAAGAGUAUACGUAAGUAAAUAUAUAUAAAGAAAGAAAUGCAAGAAGAAGAAGGAACAAGGAACAAGGAACGUAGCAUGGAAGAGAGUAAGAACAAACGAGUUAAAGGCUCUACCAAUAAGGAUAAAAAGAAGGAUAUUGGAGGGAUGAUCAUUGUGAAAUAGAAACGGUUGAUUGAGAAUGUGGGGUAAAAACGAAAUUUGUGGAAAGUUGGCGAAAAGAUGACGGUGGGUGCUGCCACCUGCGUGGAGGGCGUGGCGCUAGUUCUAUCGGAGUUUAGUUUAACGAGAGCUUUGGCACGCGUCGCACAACUCUGGAGCAGCACUCGUGUCGCUUCGGCCAGCCGCGUGAGAGUGAGAGAGAGAGGGUGGGAGGAGCGCGAGAGGUGAACGAUGGUGAAGGAAGAGAGAGGUGGGAAACGGUGAACGCGAGCAAGAUAGAGAGAAAGGACAACGACGAGAAGACUAAGGGGAAUACGAGACGGAAAAGGACAGAUUUAUAGAGUGGAUUGAGUAUAUACGGUAACAAGCAGUGAGACGGGUGUAUGAGUGUAGAGGAGAAAAGCGGAUUGACGACGACGAUGAGGAAAGAAAAGUAAUGAACGCGAAGAUGAAUGAAGAACCAUUCGGAUGCAGUUGAUGUUGCGGCGAUGAGGAAGGUUCCCGAGUGGAGGACGCGGUACGCGUUGGUGCCGCUAGAACGAAGGAUAGCAGAUUUGAAAUCACGGUGCUGAUCGUAGAGACGAGAAAAGCACAGAAGCGGCAGUGACCAUGGCGCCCCUGCUCGCAUGUAAACAGUGCUUCAUGCUCGAUGCACGCUUCGAGAGUAACGUAACUAGUGCCAGCAUUCUUACGGAGAGUAAACAUAGUUUCAGUGGUUGUCACCGUCAUCGUUAUCGUUAUUUCUCACGUUCCAGUCGAUUUCCCCGAAUCCGAUGAACAACCAUCGAAAUCGCAAUCGAGAAGUUGCCGAAAAUAUCGUAGACGUCCUGAGGCAAGACGGUAUGGACGGUAGAGACGAGUCAUGAUCCUCGUCCUGCCGCGUCACCGUUAUCCUCAUCCUCGUUCUCGCCGUCGACGUGGUGGUUGUCGUCGCCGCCGCCGCCGCGCGAAACCGUGCUCCGGUCGUUUGUGUUUGUUGAUUCGUCGUCGAUGCGUCGAACGUGUGUGCGCGUGCAAGACGCUGAACCGAACUUACGAACGACGGUCAAACGUGAUUGAUGCGUGACGCAUUCAGCUGCUACCUAACAAGUGGUAACGAGUCCGAGAAACAAGUACGUUUUUUUGCUCGAUACUUUUUUCUUUUUCUUUCUGUGUAUCUUUUACGAGAUUUUCAUUCGUGUUUGCUUAUUUUCUUCGCAUUCAGUGAUAAUCGAAUAGUGAUCGGAGUACAAAAAAGAAGCACAUAUAACCUAAACGAACGUGUACCGUGAGAAUAGCGCGAGAAUAACGGUGUUAUAACAAAUCUCAUCAAAUUUUACACGUGUGAAAUUCAUCUUCAACCUUGAACCGUUAUUCGUGCAAAGAAAUUGUCUUAACCUUUUUCUUUUUUGGAAGAAUUGGAAUUGAUCCGACACGCAAGAGCGAACGUAGUCUGUUGCAUCAAUCACGAAUCUGGGGCCCGUUCGUGCCGCGAAACGAGCCGCGAAAUUCAGUGACUCGCACGCUUACGAUAGAAAGAACGUGGUUCGUGCGAGUGUUAACACGCGAACGAUCGAUAACGAGAAUCGAUCGCGCAUCGUGACUCGAUCCGAUCGUUCGGUAGUGAGGCAAGUCGAUUGCAAUGGUGUUGCACGAAGUGAUGAUCUACUGCGUGAUCGAAUUCGGAAGAAGCUCAACACCUUUGUGUUGCCCCCUGCUAUUCACUCAUACGUACAGAAGACUGAGGUGUAUUAUUCCGCACUCCAAACAACAUAUCGCUUAUCCACCAUAAGUGGAAGAAGGUGAUGGCCCGUACCACGCGCUCGCGACGAAAAAUGGCGAACACGACUGAUGCUCCCUCGCCCGCGAGCAGCCUUUUGUCGUCCACCACGACAACCCCGUUCACCGGCCCGACAUCGACAACCUACUCCACCGAGGGCUAUACCUUCAAUUACAGCGGCUUGCCCAGCCUAGGUGGCUACUCGUUCGAGGACUUGAAUUACACGGAACUGUGGGUGGACGUGUGGAACAGUACGGAGGCCAGUAACGCGACCGAGAGGUUAAAUGCCACUGUAUUGUCAUCGGGAGGAGGCUAUUGCGACGAGUGGGAGGCGGCGCAGCACAAACUCUUCCAGGCGGCGAAUCUGUUCUUCGCAGCGGCGUUCCUGGUGCCGCGCUCGUUCAAGGCUUCGGUACUGGCGCUCCGCACCUUUCUCACGGCCGGCUUCAUGUUGGCCGCCCUGUGGGCCGGGAUCACGAUAUGCGCGUUGGACGCGAUGCUCUGGUGCCUCGCCCUCGGCCUCCUCAACGGCAUCCACUCGCUCAUACUAGCCUGUCGAUUUCUGCCGCCCGCGCUCAGUCCGGAGCUCGCCGAGCUCUAUCUCAAACUGUUCAAGCCGUACAAGGUGAGCAAGAAACACUUCCAGGAGCUGGCCAAGGAGGCGAGGAUAUUGAAGCUGGACUCUGGUCAAACGUACGCGACGGAAGGCGUCACACCUGCCGACGAACGGCUGUCGAUACUGUUGCGCGGCAAGCUGAAGGUGACCUGCGACGGGACGCACUUGCACUACAUCAAAGCUUAUCAGUUCGUGGACUCGCCGGAAUGGGAGGCCACGCACGUGAACAUCAACGACGUGUUCCAAGUGACGAUACGAGCCGAGGAGUCGAGCACCUACAUCUGUUGGACCAGGAUCAAGUUGCUCAGGGUACUCAGGCAUAGGCCCCUGCUCAAGGUCGUCCUCAACACCCUCAUCGGUAAGGACAUUACGUCCAAGUUGUACGCCCUUAACGAGCAGCUCGCUGGAGUCGCCGCGACCAGUGAGACAACCACGUCGAAUCCUUACAGGGGUGUCGCGAGAAGUCUUAGCGUCGACGCUGUAAACACCGAAACUGCCGGAAGAGUACGAUCGACGACGUGGAAGGCACAGAGGAGGCACAGUAAUCCGCGUAGCGACAGGAGCUCCCCGUCACGGUACUCGCAUCAGUACUGGGCGCCCGUCGUGGCCAAUCACUUCCCGCCCACUUCGCCGUUCACCCAAGGCCAGAACCUCGGCUACACGUUACUGCCGCAAGGUGUACAGUUUUCACCACCGCCACGGGCACCCUUCUUCUCGCACCAGCCGUUGACGAGGCAGCGCAGCGGAGGGGCGAGCGGCGACUACACCCUGCUACCUCAAACACCCAAGCUCGAGAGGAAACGGUCGAAAAAGGGGACGAGAGAGGUAACGUUCGAGACGCCCGUAUGACGGUCGCUCGACGGGGAGGGCCCUGCGAGCGUACCUCUUCUUUCGCUAUCGCCGCAGCGUUCCGCCUAGCCCCGUCGAGACCUCUCGCCACGGUUGUUCGUCCUCGAAAGAACGCCGCCGCGUCGAGCGGAUCGUAGCGAAUCGCGCGGCCUCUCGCCAGCCGCCGCUGCGGUGUGCGAUCGCGUCGCCUCCACGGACGGACACGGACGGACUACGAACGCUCCGAGCACGGUUUCUCGAACUGUGCGCCUGUGUGCGUGUGUGCGCGCCUGUGUGUCCACGUUUCUCGCAUAACGCGUGUGCCUGUACCUAUGCGUGCAUGCGUGUCGUGUGCCUGCGUGCGUGCGUGUGUGUGCGCGUCGAGCUCCGCGACUAAUUCGCGGAAUGGACGAAGACGCGCAAAAGAUCAGACCAUGUUCAUAUCCCGCAAGUGCUACUACGCCUUACACGUAAUAACUGAUAAUAUUACACGCAGAGAGCCACGUGCACCUACAUACCUAAACCGAAAUCUUAAACCGUGUGUUCGCGAUCGAUGUACCGGUGAGAGGAGCGCGCGUGUUGUUCUUCACCAGUCAUCUGUCCUUCUUCCUUUUCUUCUCCUUCUUCUUCUUUUUCUCCUCCUCCUUCUCCUUCUUCUUCUUCUUCCUCUUCUUCUUCUUUUUCUUCCUCGUCGAAAUCUGGGAGAGGAAAGUGAGACGGGACUUUGGAAACAGUUUGGAAGAACGAAAAGUCUCGGUUCCACUAGGAGGAAACUGGGACGAAGAGGAAAGUUAGGCGGGCAGGUGAUGACGAAGGAGAGAUCGGGAAGAGGGAAGAGAGAAGUCUGUCGGUAAUUGGAAUCACGCGCUCGAUCGUUGGAACAUUGGAUCCUUCGAGUUUGAAGAGGAUGGAUGAGAAAGUGGAGGAAGAAAGGUGGGUUCGCGUUUUAUAUUCGAAGAGAAAGCCGACGAAACGGUUGGUCCUCCAACCCCUAUUAGAGGGAUGCUUUGUCUCUCCCUCGUUUCCCGUUUCGCGUUCGUUUACACACGAGUGAUCUCCGAUCGGUUCCCGAUCCAUCGUCGUAAUAAAAAAGGAAAAAAAGGGGAGGAGGAGGAGGAGGAGGAGGAGGACAUCCCGGGGGAAAUUCAACGCGUUUGCUAAUUAUCGCUGGAAUGGGAACGCGAGAACGGCGAACGCGUCGAUUCUAGAGAACGAUUUAAACGAAAAUUUAAAGGAAGAUUAAACAAAAAUUAGAUUAUAUUGUAUACUUCUGACGAGCGUUGACGCUCGCGUACACAUUUACAUCGACUGUGAUUAUAACGGAUAUAAUUAUUAAGUCUUUCAAAAAGAAUACCGAGUAUCUGAACGGUACGGAAAAUUGGGUAUGGGAGAAACCGAGUUAACGAGUUGGAGAGAUUUAGGAGGUCCUCGAGAUCGAUAAAUUCAAAGGCGUGACCGUUAAUUUCCGAAAAAUUUCGCGAAGAAUAGCUUUCGAUAUUGUUUUUUAUGAAAAUCUAAUUAAUUCGUAAAAUUUAUAACGUAUAUAAGAAAAAAGAAAUUCGAGCUAUUAUAUCUCAAUCUUAAGGAAUCGAAUUGUCGAAUGUGUUUAACAAUUUCGAUCGAAUGAUUCGUUUCUUUAACGAGCCACGUUUUUUUUCGAGAAAAAUGAAUUUUACGCAAUUAAGCAGGUAACGGAAAAGAAGAACGAUGGAAAUUUCGUUCGUUUAGUUUGGCCGAUGAAAAAAGGAAACGAUUAAUUUGGAUGGGGGACUCGUUCUAUCAGAAAUUCAUCGGCUCGCGUGUCCACGUCUGAAUCGCGAUAUCGAUCUCUCGAGGACGGGGAGUAAUCGGGUUUCGCGAGGUCGAAUAAGAUAAACGAGCGAAAGAAAAAGGGAAGAGAAAGGGGAGGAAAAAAUGCGAGAACGCAGAAUUUCGAACGACGGAGAUAAACGACGGGGAUCGUUGCAUCCAUACCUGAAACGAUAAGAAAAAAAAAAUAAUAGACGAACGAAGGAACAACAGGUAAUACCGUUUAGGGGUAACGAUAACGGGAGAAAGGAAAAAACGAAUUAUUAAAAGAAGAAAAGGAGAAAACGACGAAGAUAAGAGAACGAACGUAAUCUCCAGAUGUAACGCAAUAAGUGCUUCGUUAAAAUGAAAAAAAAAAAAAAACCUGCAAUAAAGUGCUUCGAAAAUAAAAUAAACCAAAUAAAAAUAAAUAAAUAAGUAAAUAAAUAAAAUAAAUGAAUAAAUAAAUUAAAAAUAUAAAAUCGUAGUUGAUUAUCGAGAGGAUUAACGGAGGUUUAUCGUUUAAACGCGAACCUUAGGGUUAAAUUAAUUAAUUACGUACGCGUCGCGCGAGAAUAAAGAGAAAAUAAAAGGAAAAUAAACAGAGAUAAAUAGAGCACGUGUAGUAGAAGAAGAAAAAAAAAAAGAGACGAAUAUUAAAAGAAAAAGAAAAAAGAAAAAAAAAGAAGAAAAUAAAACAAUGUGUGUUUGUAUGUUUCUAUGUUUAUAUAAUCCCCGCGUGUGAGAACGAGGCCGUAGAAGAUCUAUCGAGACGCACAAACGAUUAAAACGAAAAAAAAAAAAACGAAAUUAAAAAAAAUAAAGGAAAGGAAAAGGGAGGGGAAGGGGGAAGGGAGUGAAGAGAGUGCGCGCGAUUCGAGUUGAAGUCGUGACAGCGUUAUGAUGGGACAGAGAACCGGAAGCAGGUGCGUGUUUGAUGCAACAACGAUCAAGCGAACCGUUGCGUUUGUUGUAAACGUGUUCCGUUGCGUCGAUCAGCCUUGUAACUCGUGUACUCCGCGUUGUUCUUGGGCUACGUUCGUCGGAAAAUAUAUCCCCGUGAUCGAUAGAACGAUCGUUGUAAAACGGACGAUGUGUUUGAACGUGGAACAUAUGUUGCAGUUGAUAGCCACUGCCGUAGAAAUUGUGAAUAUAAAUAUGGGUAACGUAAAUUUAGAGAGAUAUUGGGUUGAACGGUUGAAGUGAGUUUGGGAUCGUUUCGGUUGUCCAACGAGUUAUCGGGGAAGCGAAUGAUUAAUUUUUACGCUUCUUUUCUUACUCGCUGAUAAAAAUCACGUAUUUAAUUUUUAUUAAUUUCUAUCGCGAGAGAAAGAGAGACUAGAGAGAGAGAGAGAGAGAGAGAGAGAGAGAGAGAGAGAGAGAGAGAGCGAUAAUUAUAUCAUCAUAUUUGACCGCGUUUAUAAAUAUUUUUACGAACAAAUUUUCUUUAAUAAAAUGUUCUUUGAUUAUGAAAGAAUUCGCGAUACAACGAAAUUCAAGAUAAUAAUCCCAAACUUACGAACGAUAGUAUAAGGAUCGGAGAUGAGAAAUGUUUCGUUUUGUUAUUAAUUAUUCGUCGAAAUGAUACGAAUGAUAUUUUUUUAAUAAUUGUACAUAAACGUAAAAAAGAAAAAAAAAUAAAUAAAUCGUGUUUACCCAUUAUCGAACGAAAAUGUACCUGUUUUUUAAUUAAUCUCGAGACGACAUUUAUCUCUCUAGAUUUACUACCAGCUUAAAAACAACAUUAAAAAUAUCAAUGUUUCGUCUAUUUUCAAUCGUGUCAUAUUUUUGACAAAAAUCAGCAAUUUAGUCAUGUUAUAUACGAACAAUAUAAUUUGCAAUUAAUUAUCUUGUUAGCGGAAUUAAAUAUUAUUUACAGUGCGACGCAGAAUUUUAUUAAAAUUAUUGGAACAACUCGCUUCGCGCCAAUCACGUACACGAGAAUCAAUUAUAUUCGUAUAUGCAUAAUUAUUAUUUUCACCAACGAUUUUCAAAAAGGAUCGGUUCGAUCAGGUAAGUUAUCCAUUAAUUAUAAUUCAAAAAAAAAAAAAAGAAGUACGUUUGGAAGAAGUCGGAGAAAGUCGAACAAAUUUUCUUUAUCUAUAGAUAAUUCCAUAGAGAACGAUUUAACGAACUUGUACGAUACGCUAUUACAUGGUCCAAUUAAUGAAAAUGAAACGCACACGCCGCGUUUACGCGGAAAAAUCGCGUUGGAGACGAGAAAAAAAUAAGCUCUUCCAGCUUGGAAUAGUAAUCGCUUUUCUAGCAGAUGUUACGCUAUCGUAUACCUUUGAUAUUUAAUCCGCGUAGGAAAUAAAGGAUUCUCGAUCGAUUUCGAUCGAGCUAGUGUAAAAUACACGCAUAAUAUCGUAAUCUAUAGUCUUCUAUGACAAUACGUAAGAGUAGUAGAGAUCUCGGAAAUCUAAUUUCUCUGUGGUCGUGUCGAAUACAGCGAUCGUACAGCAGACAGACACACGUAUUUACAUAACGACGCGCUUAUAUUUUUAUAUAUGUAUGGUAAGAGAAUUGUAAAAUAAUAUCGUUAUAUAUUAUUGUACAUAGGAGACGGUAGUAUUAUACAGUACGAUGAUCAAUCGCGCGUUCUAGCGUUUCGAAAAUUUUUAACACGUUUCCGUGCAAUCGUAUUCUUCCAUGUAUCUGAAUAUUCGUCGCGUAUAGAUCGCCGUGCGUCUCUCUUUUUAUUUCCAACCGCACCUUUUCUAUUAUUUUGUCGAUCGAUGCGCGUUCUUUUUUCAACGAGCAUCGUCCUUCGUAUAUUUCGUUCGAAAAUUCGAUUUUGCACGUAAUGUUAUUAUCUGGUGCAACGAUUUUUGCAAUCGCGUUCAUCGAAUCUAUGCAAGUUAUACGAAUGAUAUUGUACAUUGGUUUUUUUAAAAAAUACGCAAGAAAUACUAUAAAAUUUGAUCGAUGCGUUUUUAAAUACGUAUCAAAGAGAAAUUAUAACGUUUUCAUCUUUCUGUAAGCAAGAAAUUUCGAUACAAUUUUAUGAAAUACGUUGAAAAUGAAUCCACAAUUGAUCAAACUUUUUUUACCAAUUUUAAUUUACGAUAAUUAAUUUUUCACGAUACGUCUCGAUUUCUUGGGGCUAUUAUCCUGAAAGAAAGAACGAGAUGCAAUCUGAACUGGUAAUCUUCAUCCACUGGUAGUAGCCCAUUCAACAAGUUACAUUAUUUCGAUUAAAAUUUGCAAGGCUGACACUUGUCGCUAGUUCCAGAUUUAAAGUAUCUGGCGAUUGAUUCGUUGAAUACAUCGGAUAUUGCCAGUCGAAGAGUUAAAUAUUGACUAUAGAAAGCAAGACGGCCAGUGUCGAUCGGUGGUAAUGGUAUCAGUAGUAGCGAAUCGUACAAAUCAGACGCCGUUCGAACCAUCGGAUUCUCCAACGCUCUUAUUAUAUCUCGUACGCUUUUUUUUUAUCGAGAAAGAAAUAAAUAGGAAUAAAAAUCAUUGAAACGAUAUAAAAAUAGAUAUCCUUCAUUUCUGGACAAAAGAAUUGGAAAUAUAGAAAGUGAAUAUUAAUAUGUAAGAAUUCGCAGUAGAUAAAAUAUAUCGAUAAUGGAGAAAUGUUGCAAACGUUACAAAUAUCAUAAACGUUAUAUUUACUUUAUAAUUUUAUACUUAUUUUGCCUUAUAAAAUAUAUAAUAAAAAUUAAUCAAUAACGUUUUAAAAUUCGACAAACACGAAUAUUGAUAUUUAACAGCGUGAAAUUUUUAUACUCGAUGAAUUUAUUUAUUUAUUUUUUUUUAUUCCAAAGAAGUAAAGAAACAUCCCGUUUAUCGAAUAUUUCUAUUCUAUUUUUGAUAACGUUAACGAUAGAAAUAUGAUAAUUGGAAGAGGCAUCGCCACGACGUUAUUCCUUAUCAUGGAAACGGAAAUAUUUUAAUUGAACUCGAUACGUAGAAUUCCUUCCACGUCAACUACGUUAUAGGUCAUAUUUUCCCCCCAUUAACAUCCAUCACGAAUUCACGUGGAAACGAUAAAAGAGGAAAUUAAUUAUCGUUCCAUUUGUUUCGGUAAAUUCAAGAGUAUCGUCGACGAACCUUUGUCUCUAUACCGGUAUCAUUAUAUCCAAUUACAUCGCAUGCGAGUUUCUCUAAAGCAACGAUCGUUUCUUAAUUCCCGACCGACCAAUUUCCAAGAAUUCUUACUCUUUGAUCCGUUCGUAAAGGAUGAUCGUUCCGUUUCGAUUUCAUCGAUGGAAAAAGAUGAAUUUUGUUGGGAAGAUGAGGAAGGGAGAAACGAAGAAAAAAAAAGAAAGAAAAGAAAAAUGAAAGAACGUAAACAACAAUUAUGACGUCGCGUAAUGAGAAAGAUGGCGUGGAACACACGUUCUACGUGUCCCGGUUCCUCGAAUUCGUCGAUAUUGGCAUGAAACCAGCUGAGCGACGAACGUCUGGCUUGAUUUUAGGCCGAGUUAUUUACAUACGAAUGGAGACCGAACCGAAUGCAUUUGCCAAACAUUUUUUUUUUUCUUCUCAAUCCUGGUCCAUACGCUCGAUAUUUUCGACAUCCGCAGGCCGGUCGCACGGUAUGUCUCGUAUAAUAAUGCGAACAGCAAUGAGUUUGGAUAAAGGACAGUUGGUGAUUCAUCGGAUGUGCACGUUCAAUCGUUAAUUGUUUAACCGAUAAUGUCGUUUCCGGCCUCCACGCUCCGAGUGUAAUUAGCACCUGAAAUAGCUUUUUCGCACGUCCUCUCUCUACCUCCUCUAUUUUCACGAUCGGUUUUCAACUUUAAUUUCACCACCUUUAAAAUCCCGCAAAUAAUUCUGCGCAUAGAUUUACAUACGCGGUACAAAUUUCUCGCCAGAUAUUUGCAAAUUUUUUGCCGAUUAUAAAAUUUCUAUCAAUUUAAAAGAAAGAUGGUUCGUUUGUGCAAAUUCCUAUUUUCCGACGAAACGUAGCGUUUCCGUGCACCACGGUAAAACGAAGAAUCCUUUUUUAACGUUGUUUCGCGUUAACCGGUAGAGUAGCGAACGGAAAGGCGUGUAAGGAUAAUUGGGAUCGAGACGAGAAGAGGAGGGGAAAUUCGCGCAGAAAAAGAGAAAAAGGAAACGAAACGAUGGUAAAAAAUCAACAACAGCACUGUAUAUUAUAUUACUAUUAUUUAUUAUUAUUACGACAUGUUCGUUGACUAUUAUGUUAGAAAUAAAAAGUACAUUGAGAAA